Molecule: messenger RNA, 2865 nt
Organism: Pyrenophora tritici-repentis Pt-1C-BFP
Lineage: Eukaryota; Fungi; Ascomycota; Dothideomycetes; Pleosporales; Pleosporaceae
Source: RefSeq, a predicted model, not a curated record
AUGGAACGCCACGAGAGCCUGAAUCACGACUCGGCUUCAAUAGGUGUGUCACCAGUGCCCAGCACACCGCCUUCUUGGUUGUUUUGUACCCCGCAACCCGAGGAAAUUCCUCCCAAUCCCAACAAUGAGUGGAGUAACCUAAAUGGUGAUUGGGGCAAGGAAGGCCUGGAGCCCAGAUAUCACUUCAGCCGCGCUGCGUUUGCUGAGCAUCUCCAACUUCACCAUCAAAGCACGGUAGCAGUACUACCACUACCAAGUGCUCGCGCAAGCUCUUCGGGGCACUCGAAGCAUCCAGCAACUUUAAAGCAGAAAUCUCAGCGAACACCUGGUCGUCAAGCUCACGGAAAAAUGGCAGGUGACAAUGGGACAUCGACCAAAAAGCGUGCAGCAUCCCCACUGGACGCUUCUCGUACAGUAAAGCGACCCAACCUGAUAGCCGGCUUUGUCAUGAGUGACGAAGAGAGUGAGAAUGAGGAAGAGGACCACGUCAAUCACGAUACGCAAGGUCAGAACAGCCUAGUCACCCCCCAACGUCCUUUCUCCCUGCUUCCGGUGUCGCUGCAGAAUGAGCCGAAGUUCUUACCAGAGUUCACACCUCUCCCGACUAAGCAACUUAACCAAGCCUGCAUAAAUGCGGCUUUGGAGCGCAUUAGAUGUGCUAGAUCCAAGUCAACUGUGCCAUCGAAAUCCGCACGGCAGCCUUCGACAAAACCUCCUCUUCCUACCGUCGCCCAGCAUUCGGCGCGGCAGCCUUCGACAAAACCUCCUCCUCCUACCGUCACCCAGCAUUCCGCUCUAUUACCCAAGCACCAACGUCAAGUGUCAGUACAGGCAAACAGAAAAGAUGCGAAUUCAUUCCAGGGAUCGAUCGCGGUUUCUCAGAAUAUGGCAAGUAGCAGCUCUCAGGAAGCUUCCACUCGAGUGUUUGGGGGACUUCCGACACCCAAGGCUACCGAGAGUGCUUCUAGAGCUGCACAGAAAGCUUCGCGACAUGCUACUACAAAGGUUCCCCCACCCAAAACUGCUCAGCCUAAAAGCUCUCUUCCCAGUACGUUGGGCGCUGCAAAGCAGAAACCCGUAGGCCGUUCCCGUGAGAAAGCAGUCGACAAAGGAAAAGAUACCCCGCCCAGUCCUUCGACAGUGGUCCAAAGACCUGCAAACACAGCUCAGCCACGAGCUAGAGGCCAGAUUGCUCCGACAGCGAGCCCGAAAUUAGCUACACAAACAGCGUUCACCUUUCGGGCUCCUGAACCGACAAGCCUCAAGGUAGCCCAAGCCCAGUCUCCGAAGCCCAAGCCCAGUCCAGGACCUAGACAGCAACCGGUGCCCGUGGCCGAGGUAGAUUCGGCGGCCAAAACUAUACCGAAGAAGUUGUCUGCGAAGGCAGCUGGUAAGCGGAAGGUGGACACGAUUGGUGGUGGAAACGGCGAUCACACCGCUCCAGCUGUCAAGAAGCCUUUAACGACAAAGCUGUCCGCAAAAGCAGCUGGUAAGCGGAAGGUGGACAUGAUCAGUGGUGGGAUCGGCGAUCGCACCGCUCCAGCUGUGAAGAGGCAAACAGAGUCUUUUGUGGGACCUUCAAGAGCUGGAAUAGAGUCUUUCGCGGGACCUUCAAGAGCUGCGCCUGUCAAGAAACAGACAGAGUCUUCUGCAGGACCUUCAAGAGCUGGGUCCGUCAAGAAGCCGACAGAGUCCUCUGCAGAACCUUCAAGAGCAGGAACAGAUACACCAUCAAAACCUGAAGUUCCUCUCAUCCAAGGAAACUUACAAUCAGUCGCCGUUGCUCCCAUGGUGCCGAACAUGAUACCGAUUGAAAAUGCAGCCGUGCCUGUUGGAAAGAGUGCAGCCUCUGGACCUGGCCUGAAAACCGGUGAAACUACCGUCUUACCGAGUGCGAUGCGUCAACCUUCUCCUGCCACAUCCAGUGGCGACUCCGAUCAACAACAGAGCAAUCCUGCAAGUGACGCAAGUGAGAAGAGCGCAAGCCCAUCAAGCCCUUUCCCCUCAACACACACAAAGGGCAAAGUUGUCAAGCAGGUCCGGUUUGCUACUCCAGACACUAUGCCUACACCAUCCGCCGAACCCUACUUUGAAUACUCCAUCUUCCACAAGACUUGGUCCACACCCCACGAGGAGAGCACCGCCACCACCACCGAAAUCAGCGUCCGUACAGACACCGACAUCGACGUCGCCAAUGCACAAGCCAAGAAGGUUUACAACGCUGUGCGCGCAUCUACAGGGCCCUCGAUCGAAGAGCAGAGCUCCAAGCUCGAUGCAAACGGUUGUGCAAUGUACACACUAACGCAUGCGCAUCCCUUCUCCCCGUCGCAGAAGACUCAUGUCCACUUCUUCGUGAAGCGGUACGAGGCCUCCAAGUAUGCAGGACGAACCGUCGACGAUCUGGACGGUGCGAAAGUCAUUUCCAACACUGCGUACGCCGUGAACCUGUACAAAAUCAUCGCCAACCCCGAGAUGGCCGAUAGCAGCGACAACGAUACCGACGACGAUGACGCCGACGCUGCUGCCAAACCCGAGGAUACAGACGAAGCGCUCAUACGUACGGCAUCACACUCGCAUGUUGGCUGCCCUGACGUUUAUACAACGCUCUCAUCUGCCAACCGCGCUGCGCUUGCGCUACAGAUCCGCCUGAGCCAUGAAGAGGAGCCCAAGAAUCCGUUGACCAAAGACUUCCAGGAGAGGGGAUUGAGGGCGCUGCAGGAGAAGUUGCAGGGCCUGAGUGUCAAGGAGGGUGAUGGCCAGGCCACAGAGUGCUGGGUCAGCCAGUUCAAUGCUGUUGGUAGGGGAGGAGAUAGAUUGGAGAUUUUGGUUGAGAAGGUGGGAGUUGUUGGACCGAGGAACUUGUGA